UGCGGGGAGAGAGAAAAAAAAUAAAAAAAAAAAACAAUAUUUCAGUUUCUGAUUUUAGCUUGAUUACGACAUAUCUAUCUGAUAUUUAUUUGCAAUAAAAUUGUUGUUAAAUAUUGUGAUACUUUUUUAUAGGUGAAUUUAUUAAAAGUCAAUUAAAAGUGCAUUUGAUAAUUGGAGAUAAAUAAAUAAAUAUAUACACAAACAAUAACAAAAACAAAAAAAAAAAAGGAUAAAAAAAAAUGGCUUCGAUGGUCCAGUCACGUUUUGCUGUUCUUUCAAUUGAUGAUGAUGAACCAAAGCAAAAAAAAAAUCAAAAAACAACAACGUCAAAUGGUAAAACAAAUUUAAAGAAGAAAAAUGAUAAAUCAAAACCACAAUCUCAACAACAACCAAAAAAAGUUGACAAAAAAAAAGCAAUUAAGAAAAAGAAAGAUAAUGAAACUCAACAAUGGGAACAAUGGAGGCAAAAGGAUACGAUGACAGUUGAAGAAGUUUAUAAUCAAGAACUUGGAGAAGUACUUUUGCUUUCAAAAUUAGAAUUUGAACAACAACUUGUUAAUUCUCUUGCAAGUGAUGAUGAUGCAUCAAAAAAAGCAAGUGUUAAAAAACCAAAAAAAAAUUCAACAAUGUCUUUGGAUGAAUUUUGUAAAUUAGGUGCUUCUACUGAUACUCCUCUUGAAAAAGAGGCAAUCAUUGAACCAUCAGAUACUGAAUUUUUUCAACGUCUUGAAAAAGAAGCAAAAGAAGAGAUACUUAAAAGCAAGGAAAAAGAUUUACUAAAGAGUAGAUUAAAUACACUUGAUGAUGAUAUUACAUCAGCUCAAUUAAAGGCUGAAGUUGAACAGAGAGAUCAAGAAAUUUUAUCACUCAAAGAUGAAGUUGUUAAACUCAAGGGUGAAUUAACACAAGUCAAAUCGAGAAACAAGAAGCUUUGUCAAAUUCUCGGACAUGGAGAAAUGAAAGAUAAAGCUGCAGUUUUAGCUGAAGUUCUUAAACUCCAAGAAAUACGUGAUGAAUUGACUUCAGAAGUAACAUCACUCCAUGCAUUGUUAGAACAAGAAAGAUCUAAAAAUUUAAAAGCUUCAACUGCUGAUACAAAAUCUUCCAAACAAUCUAAUAAGAAAAAAUCAGCAAAUGAAAAUGCAUAAAAAAAACUACUUCCAUUGUAGAAAUUUAAAAAAAAAAAAAAAAAACACCCAAAAGUAUUCUCAAGGUAUCGUUUAAGACUAACUCAGUUUCCAUGGUUUUUUUUUUUUUUACAUUUAAAUAUAAUUUUCAUCUUAUCAUUAUAAAAAUAAGAUAAUUCAUCGAACAAAGAAAAAAAAAAGAAUUUCAUUAAUUUCUAUUAUUUUAUUUUUCAUUUCAAGUGUUUUAGUUUAAAAAAAAAUAAAAAAACACUUAUCCUAUAAUUUUAAUUUAAGAAUAAUUUUCUAUUUUUUUUUCUUUAUUUUUGAGAGACUGAUUUGAGUAACACAAAAUUCUAUGUACUAAAAGAACUAAUGGUUUCUUAAAAAUAUGUUGUUUUCAAACGAAGUUAAAAAAAAUGUCUUCAUAAUAUUAAGUACGAUAUUUUGUAAUGAACAUAUAUAAUCUAUGGUGAUCAAUAUAUCAUACAAAAAUAAAAACAAAAGAAAUGA
Molecule: messenger RNA, 1637 nt
Organism: Aphidius gifuensis
Lineage: Eukaryota; Metazoa; Arthropoda; Insecta; Hymenoptera; Braconidae
Product: G kinase-anchoring protein 1-like
Exons: 6
Coding region: 240-1148 (302 amino acids)
Biological process (GO): signal transduction
Cellular component (GO): Golgi apparatus
Source: RefSeq, a predicted model, not a curated record